Leucoraja erinaceus (little skate) is the source of this 1457-nucleotide messenger RNA. RefSeq lists its product as uncharacterized. The coding region runs from base 438 to 1370 and encodes 310 amino acids. NCBI's taxonomy places the organism in Eukaryota, Metazoa, Chordata, Chondrichthyes, Rajiformes, Rajidae. The record is from RefSeq and is a predicted model, not a curated record. The transcript is spliced from 2 exons.
CCGUUGGUGCAGUGGAGGAGGGUCAGGGCGGUGAGUAUAUAAAUCGGGCGCGGGGCUUGUUUUCACAGAGGCCCGGGACCGUUGGUGAGCAGUGGAGGAGGGUCAGGGCUUUUUUACCAAAAUCCGUAACGUUCCACACUCCAUAGUGAGGAUUUUGGUGGAAGCCGCUGAUUGGUGGAAGCAGACUAGAGGAAGCAGCUGAUUGGGUGCAACAUCAGGUUAGCAUUUGUGCUUUCUGGUUAAAGGUGCAGUGCUUUAGUAAAGGUACAGUGAGCCAAGGGUACAGUGGGCUAAAGGUACAGUGCUUUUUGUUUAUAUAAUAAAGGUGCAGUUUAAAGGUCACGAGGGAGCAGCUGUUGUGAGUCAGAUACCUGCUGAUUUCUCCCAGCAGUUUCUAUUGUAUUAUACUGGUAUCAGAUCCAGGGUAAGGCGGGAGAAUGACAGUCAGAGCAGUGUACUGUUCUGGAUGUCAGAUGUGGGAGGUCAUGGUGUCGGAUGGCCCUCCAGACAUCCACAUCUGCACCAGGUGCAGCGAGAUGGGGCUCCUAAGGGACCGUAUUAGGAUCCUGGAGCAGCAGCUCGAUGACCUCGCUCUGAUCAGGGAGAGUGAGGAGGUCAUAGAGGGGAGUUAUAGAGAGGUGGUCACUCCAAAACCACGGGAGAGAGACAUGUGGGUCACGUUAAGGAAGGGCAAGGGGCAGAGGCAGGAACGAGUGAGUACUCCAAUGUCGGUACACCUCGCAAAUAAGUACUCCUGUUUGAGUACGGAUGGGGGUGACAGCCUACCCGGGGGUAGUGACAGCGGACGGGCCUCCAGCACAGAGACCGGCCCUGUUGCUCCAAAAGCUAGGGAAAAAAAGAGGGCCCUAGUAAUUGGGGACUCUAUUGUUAGGGGGUCGGAUAGGCGAUUCUGUGGACGCAGUCGGGAGACCAGGAUGGUGGUCUGCCUCCCUGGUGCCAAGGUCUCGGACGUGUCUCAACGCAUCCAAGAUAUCCUUAAAUCAGAGGGAGAGGAGCCUGAGGUCGUGGUACAUAUAGGUACCAAUGACAUAGGAAAAAAAAGGGAAGAGGUCCUGAAGGGAGGAUUUAGGGAGUUGGGAGGAGAGUUAAGAAAAAGGACCAAAAAGGUAACCAUAUCAGGAUUACUGCCUGUGCCACGCGACAGUGAGAGUAGGAAUGGAGCGAGGUGGAGGAUAAAUGCGUGGCUGAAAGACUGGUGCAGAGGGCAGGGAUUCAAGUUCCUGGAUCAUUGGGACUUCUUUUGGGGAAGGUGGGACCUGUACAGAAAGGAUGGGUUGCACUUGAACCCGAGGGGGACCAAUAUCCUAGCGGGGAAAUUUGCAAAGGCAGCUGGGGAGACUUUAAACUAGAAUGGUUGGGGCGAGGGACUCAAAUAGCGAAAGGUAGUAGACAGAAUGGGAGGCAGGAAGCAGAAAUGGGAAGCACUCGGACACAAG